AGGUCAAACGAUGUGUCAUGUAUUUCUGAUUGGAGGAGAGCAAGAAGAAAAUGUACAGGGAGGGGGAGCUGUGUUUUAUUUUGGGGGUUGUCAGUUGGGUUCUUGUGUCUUGUGAUGCGCAUGCGCGGUAAAGAGGAGACCUGUCAUAUAAUACAUUUUUGGAGCUUCGCCAUGAAAAGGUCACAAUGUCUCUGAUAAGGCGAGCUGGAUUAAAGACAAACAUUUCGAGAUGUGUCUAAACUAUAUUGGAUUUUAUGUUUUGUAAUGAAGGACAGAAUAAGGAGUGCUUAUGGAGAUUCUCACUCUUAUUUACAUGUACACUGUAUGAAUACAGCUGCAGAACCAGGAUUUUAGGUUGUAAGAGUGGUGUAUGCGUCAUCAGUGCCCAUGAUGCAGGAGAAGCGCAAACUUCAGAUCAUCGAGUGGGAGGAUCUCGAUAAGAGGAAGUUCUACUCUCUGGGUGUUUUUAUGACCAUGACCACGCGGGCGACGGUCUACCCGUUCACCCUGAUCCGCACCAGACUGCAGGUGCAAAAAGGGAAAUCGCUCUAUAACGGCACCUUCGACGCAUUCUGUAAGAUUCUGAAGGCAGAGGGGGUUCCUGGCCUCUACCGAGGCUUCAUGGUCAACUCCUUCACCUUGAUCUCGGGUCAGGCCUACAUCACUACCUACGAACUGGUGAGAAAAUACGUUUCGGGAUACUCGUCCAAUAACACGGUGAAGUCUCUGGUGGCUGGCGGCUCUGCCUCGCUGGUCGCCCAGAGCAUCACGGUGCCCAUCGAUGUGGUGUCCCAGCAGCUGAUGGUGCAGGGUCAGGGGUGUCAACUCACACGCUUUAAACUCAAGCCUAAGAUGGUGAUGGCAACAUCUAAACACAAGGUGACAUUCGGCCAGACCAGAGACAUUGUGGUUCAGAUUUUCCACGCGGACGGAUUGAGGGGUUUUUAUCGUGGGUAUGUGGCGUCGUUGCUCACAUACAUACCGAACAGUGCCGUUUGGUGGCCUUUCUAUCAUUUUUAUGGAGAGCAGCUUUCCAGACUGGCGCCUUCUGACUGCCCGCACCUGAUCCUGCAGGCCGUGGCCGGGCCAAUGGCUGCAGCCACAGCCUCUACGUUAACCAAUCCCAUGGAUGUUGUCAGAGCCAGAGUCCAGGUCGAAGGCCGUUCGUCUGUGAUCGAGACGUUCAAGCAGCUGCUAGCCGAGGAGGGCGCGUGGGGUCUCACCAAGGGCCUGUCUGCUCGCAUCAUUUCCUCCUUGCCCACCUCCGUCAUGAUCGUCAUCGGAUACGAGACGCUCAAGAGACUCAGUCUGCGGCCCGAACUGGUGAACAGCAGACAUUGGUGAUAAACUCACCUACUGUAACCUGGGUGUUGGACCGCUUUACCUCAGCCCUGUUCUAUGGGCCUCUCUCUCCCUUUUAAACCGAUGACUUUCCUUUUUUAAUAAGGCAAUAAUCGAUGGACACUGAUUUGCUCAAAUGUGAAACUGUAUUUCAUUCUCCAUUUGUUGAGGAUUUGUUAUAUUUCGUUACGUUUAAUCUGUUCUUGUAAACAGGUGGAGUACUAAUGUUUGUGUGUGGCCUAGACUAGAAUUGUCUAAUGAGCGCAUAUGAAACUUUAAUUUGUUGUUUGUUUAGCAUUUUAAAUGAUGGGUUUAAACAUUUAUAACACGGCUGUCGCUAUGUGGUUGGAAGGAGGAGAACAGAAUUUUUAAAUUGUAAUUGCUAUACCUGGAAAAGACAUGGAGACAUUCUAGUUUUAGAUUUUCAGCUCUUUGUGCGUUUGUUCUGAAAUACAAAACUUUUGGAACAACGUACGAGAAAUUUGAUGAUAAUAAUUUAUGUUUGGAAGGCCUUGCAUUUAAUUUUGAGAAAACAGUGGUUUGGGGCCAAAGCUUUUACAAAUGUUUUAUAUAAGUGUUUCAUUAAUUCCAGAUCUGCUGUGGUGCUUUUUAUCUAAAAAUGCUUACUGAUGUUAAUCGGUGUCACAAUCAUGAGUGCAUUAAAUGAACUGCACAAGAAAGAAGCUGUUCGGGAUUGGUGACAAAGACAUACACAAAACAAAAAUAUUUGUAUUAAUGUGUUUGUUAUUUGCCGGUAUACAAAGAAUAAUUGACAACAUGCAGAAGUACAUCUGAGGUGGUAAAAUGGAAAGAGAAAGGAGUGUCUGGUAAAGUUCGUGAGUGAGAUUUUGUAGUAAGUUUUGUCAGUUGUUUUAUCCUUAAAACACAUUUCUGUUUGCACAGAAUGUACAGUAGGGUAUUACAUUUAUAUGUUGUCAAUUGUUGUUUAACAAACAAUGUAUCUGAUGUGGUUACUGCAAUAGGAAAGUAACAGCUAAAGGCCUGUAGAGGGCAGCAGUGAAUAAAAACAGUCAUCAAAAAGUUUAAGAAAAAAACAUUUAUUUGUAUACACAGAUGUUUAAGUUGACAAUGAAACCAUGAAAUAAAAAAAAUCUUCACUGAA
Molecule: messenger RNA, 2464 nt
Organism: Triplophysa dalaica
Lineage: Eukaryota; Metazoa; Chordata; Actinopteri; Cypriniformes; Nemacheilidae
Gene: slc25a44a
Product: solute carrier family 25 member 44a
Exons: 4
Coding region: 388-1344 (318 amino acids)
Biological process (GO): branched-chain amino acid catabolic process; transmembrane transport
Cellular component (GO): mitochondrion
Molecular function (GO): branched-chain amino acid transmembrane transporter activity
Source: RefSeq, a predicted model, not a curated record